Messenger RNA from Lachnellula hyalina, 579 nucleotides. RefSeq names its product LysM domain-containing protein. The record is from RefSeq and is a predicted model, not a curated record. The transcript has 3 exons. Lineage: Eukaryota; Fungi; Ascomycota; Leotiomycetes; Helotiales; Lachnaceae. Bases 1 to 579 code for a protein of 192 amino acids.
AUGCAGUUCUCCCUCCUCUCUUUCGCCGUCCUGGCUGGCGCUGCCGUCGCCUCUCCUCUGGCUGCCGAGCUUCAGAUUGAGCAGCGUGCAGCUGCCGCUGACAACUGUACUCAGUAUACCAGCGUUGCCGCUGGGAGUGUUUGCAUUCACAGCCCUUCUGACUGUACCGCAACAUACUUGGUGCAACCUGACGAUACCUGCGGAUCCAUUGGUGCCAUCUAUAACAACUUCACUCUGUCAAUCUUCCAAUACUGGAACCCUGAUAUUGGCAAGACCUGCUUCGGUCUCCAAGCCUAUGUCCCAGUGUGCAUCAACACUCCUUGGUAUACAUUCACUCCUCCCGUCCAGGAGCCCGAAGGCACAGUCGAAGCCGACACUUCCAACCCCAUUCCCCAAAUGCCCAACAUUGUGUCAAACUGCAACAAUUUCGAACUUGCUGGUGGUGGAUACACCGUUGACACCAUAGUGGCAUCAAACAACAUCUCAGAGGAUAACUUCCUUGACUGGAACCCUUAUAUCAACAAAACUGCACCUGUUGCUUGGGAGGGUUACUGGGUCUGCGUUGGCGUAGCAGCAUAG